AGCCCGCGGUGGCGAGCGCAGGCUACGGUACAUGGCCCCGACGGGAGGCGCGCAGCCCGCACCCGGAGCUCGGCUCCCUGCUUAGCGCGGCGCGGCGGCACCUCGGGACGCGCGUCCUCGCCCCUCGGCCGCCUGCCCGUGGACAUGACCGCGUAGCGUCCUCCUGGCUGGGAUUUGCUUGCAGAUUUUCUUCAUGGAAGCGAUGUCUCCCCAGCAGGAUGGCUUAGGGGGGCAGCCGGGGCGCUCCUCUUCCCUGACCGGAGUGUCUCAGCUCGCGGGAGGCCCGGGCACCAAGAAGAAAAUGAAAACAUUAGCAGAAAGGAGAAGGAGUGCUCCAUCUCUUGUCUUGGAUAAAGCCCUGCAAAAACGACCCAGUACCAGGGAAAGUCCUUCUUCUGGCAUCGACACUUGUGCAUUUCUGUCAUCAUUUGUGUGCUCCAAUAGAACUCUGUUGAUUGAUGGCCAGGUAGAACUCAAAAGAGGCCUACAGAGGCAGGAGCGUCAUCUUUUCCUAUUCAACGAUCUGUUUUUGGCAACCAAAAUCAAACAUAACAAUAGCUUUAAGAUAAAAAAUAAAAUAAAAUUAAGUGAUAUGUGGACAGCAAGCUGUGUGGAUGAGGUUGGAGAAGGCAACACCCAUGCCGUGAGAUCCUUCGUCUUAGGCUGGCCCACAGUGAACUUUGUCGCCACUUUCAGUUCUCCAGAACAAAAGGAUACAUGGCUCUCUCUUCUCCAGAGAUACAUCAAUCUAGAGAAAGAAAAGGACUACCCGAAGAGCAUUCCCCUCAAAAUCUUCACCAAGGACAUUGGGAAUUGUGCCUAUUCCAAAACUAUAACAGUAAUGAAUUCAGAUACAGCGAGUGAAGUUAUCAACAUGUCAUUACAAAUGCUAGGGAUAACUGGCUCUGAGAGGGAUUUCCAGUUAUGGGUCAACUCUGGAAAGGAAGCAGCGCCCUACCCGCUAAUCGGGCAUGAAUAUCCCUACGGAAUUAAGAUGAGCCACCUACGAGACACUGCUCUCCUGACCCAGGGACCCAAGGACUCUACUAGCCCUCCAGCCUUCCUCAUGGAACAGCUGCCCCGUGAGAUGCAAUGCCAGUUCAUCCUGAAGCCCAGCCAUCUGGCGGUAGCCCAGCAACCAAGUGAUUCAGGUCAGAAGACAUGUAGAAGACGAAGAUCUAUCAUAAACUGGCCCUUUUGGCGGGGUUCCAGCAUUCACCUGGACAGCUUGCCUGUGUCACCAACAUCUCCUGUGCCAGGACAGCUCUUUGGAAUCUCUCUACCAGAUAUUUGUGAGAAUGACAAUCUGCCAAAACCUAUCUUGGAUAUACUUUACUUUCUUAACCAAAAAGGCCCACUCACAAAAGGUAUCUUCAGACAGUCAGCUAAUGUGAAAUCUUGCAGAGAGCUAAAGGAGAAACUGAAUUCUGGAAUCAAAGUAAACCUAGAGUGCGAAUCCAUUUUUGUGAUAGCAUCUGUCUUAAAGGAUUUUCUGAGAAAUAUUCCAGGAAGUAUUUUUUCAUCAGAUCUCUAUGGUCACUGGGUCUGUGUAAUGGAUCAAGGAAAUGAUGAAGAGAAAAUUAAUACAAUUCAAAGGCUAUUGGACCAGCUUCCGAAAGCCAAUGUUGUUUUCCUAAGGUAUCUCUUUGGAAUAUUACACAAUAUUGAACAAGACUGUUCAUCCAAUCAGAUGAAUGCAUUUAAUUUAGCUGUGUGUAUUGCUCCAAGCAUUCUUUGGCCUCCUACUUCUUCUAGCCCAGAACUAGAAAAUGAAUUUACAAAAAAGGUUUCCCUGCUUAUACAAUUUCUGAUUGAAAAUUCUUGUAGGAUAUUUGGAGAAGAAAUCACUUCCCUUUUGGGAGAGGUUUCAGUGAACUGUGACACUGGAGAAAAGGCCUCAGAUGUGUCUUGCUUCCAAAUGAAUGACUCCUCCUAUGACAGCUUGGAAAAUGAGCUAAACGAGGAUGUUGAUGCUCCAUGCAGUGACUUGGUAAAGAAACUUGUCCAGGGUAGCAGAAGCAUGGACUCUGUCUUAACCCUUAGUGACUAUGACCUCGACCAGCCUGAGGUGGAAGGCCUUUUAACCCUGAACGAUUUUGACUUAGAGCACACUAAAGAUGAAGUCAUUCAAAUGAAGCAGCCUGUUGAGUCCAAGCUGUUGAAGGUUUCACUGGGGGAGCAUGCCAGGGCCCCAUCGGGCUCGUGUACACCCACCUACCUGUCCACAGGUGCAGCAGAUGCUCCAAGACACCUGCGGCAACACCGGCGCUGUUCAGAGCCCACCAUCCACUAUCUAGAUUCAAAGCUUUCCCAUCUCAGGGAGUUUUACCAGAAAAAGAUUCGCAAGUCCAGCUGUGAUGCAGUCCUUUCUCAAAAGGAUGAAGACUAUCUGAAGCAGAAUCAACCCCUCAAGGAAGGGGAUAAGACAUGUUUUAAACCAAGUUUGGUCACAGGCACUGCUAUCAGCAGGAAAAAUGCCACUAAUCAAAACAUUAAAAAGAAAACCUUGUCUGGUAACAGGGGAAAUCAUGUGAAACUUUUUACCGAGUCCAAGCCAGUGACCAUUUCUGUGGCCUCUUUUAGUCCUGUGUCCUCCCAGGGUCAUUCCAGGAGCCAGCCCUUUGAUGCAGAUACAUCUGGAUACUCCCCGCCACACACAGUAGAUGCCCUCAAGAGUUCAGUGACACAUCGGCGCUGUUCAGAGCCCAACAUAGAUGGCCAGAAGUGCAAACUGUCCUAUCUCAGGGGGAUUUAUUCAAAGAAGCAACAUAAAACCAGCUGUGAAGGUGGUCUCCUGCAUGGAGAGGAGGAUUAUCUCAAACGGCAUAAAUCUUUGCAAAUUGAGGGGCAAAAGCUUAUUAAUCAGAGUUUGGUCAUGGGGAUCGAGGUGGGCAAGGGCAGUGCCACAAACCAAAGCACUGAGAAGGUUUUACCUCCAAGACUUAACCUUUGCCCAAGGACUAGCUACUCUAGCUUAUCCUCCCCAGGCACCUCCCCUUCUGGCUCAUCAGUGAGCUCCCAGGACAGUGCUUUUUCUCAGAUUUCUGAACACUCUGUGUUCACACCCACUGAAACUUCCUCUCCAAUAGAUUGCACUUUUCAGACUCAAAGAAAACAGGAAGAGCUUUCUUUGGACUUUGACAGUUCCAGCCUCAUUUCUGCAAUGCCUGGUCCUUCCACAGGGCAGGCCCGCAGCCAUCUGGCUUAUAUGAGAAAGGACACUGUAGAGUGGUAUUCACACAGGCACUGUGUAACUCUUCACCCCAGCACAUGGUUGAGAAAUGGUUUGGCCAGUUUGAAAAACUGGUCCCUCAAAAAGAAAGCAAAACCAGCCAGACCAGAAGAAAAGAAAAUAGGACCUUCAGAAUUCCCCCCACCUGCUUCUGGCAUUCCAGAAGCCAGCUUACUGCAACAGAGACAGAAAGACACACCCCUAAGAGCAGCUGAAGAACUUGGAGCUGUACAGACAGCCCAACGGUGCAGUUUUUAUCCCUACCAGGACUCAGAAGAAUGCUGUAGUUCUCUUUUCAGCCUGGUGGAAAGCAAACCCAACGAGGGAGAAGAGGGCGCAGGGCAGUGCAUUUCUGAUCCUCUGCCCUGGGGAAGAACCUCAUCCUGCUCUGUGACUGGGGGUGAUGUGGCCAGCCCAAACACAGGCCCUACAGUGGUUUGUGAUGAUGGGGACAGACAUUUAACCAAAGACAAUUAACACAGUAAGUCUAAUAUCUAUAAGAACUGAAUAACAUAAAGUCAACAAUUGUUACACGACCCCCUUUUGUAAGAUACCUGGGAUAAUCAUUACUCGUAUUUAAGACAAAAGAAUUCUGUAUUGAGAUUACUUGGCAAAAAGUUUAUGCUAAAAUAUUUCAUCACGUAAUAUUUUGGAGACUGUUCCUUCCUGAGACUUUCAGAGAUACAAUCAAAUGGCUAGAGAAGGCAUCUGCUAUGGAAGAAGUCUGUCUAUGUUAACACUCUAUGACACUGUCCUAAGAACACCAGGAUGUCAUAAAUGAAGAAUCAGGGACUACUGGGUGGGGAGAGCAGUACAGAAAAACCCUCUACCUAGCAUGGAAUGUUUUUAAUAAGUAGGCAAGAAAUGACCGCUAACGAAAGCAUUAGGAAGAAGCUUGCACAGUUAGAGAAAGUCACAUAAAGCUUUUCCCUGAAUCCAAGUGAAGGGCCAUUUCUCAGGCAUCUUCUAGUCCCAUGUCUUCACGAGACCAUUCUCUGAACGAGCCCCAUUGAUGGAGUGAGAGUGGGGAGAACUAGAGUGAUUCAAGAAGCCAUGACAUCAUUUUUAAUUGGUUGUAUUGGUUGAUUGGAUUUGCAGAGGCUCCAAGAAACAGCUCCAAGUAGAAGGAAGGAAAAGUUUGCUCAUUUCAAUGCCAACUUUUUCCUAUUUAAAAAGCGACCCUCUGGCUGCAUUUACUAUCUUAGUGUAGAGAAAGGAGGAUUUGUAAGUAACUCUCCCCAGCUAGGAGGCAAGGCUGCAGGGAAACUUGUCAGCAGAAUGCUGUGUUGGUAGCAAUAUUGCUGUAAUUUCUCAGUUUCUACAGUGCCGUUUCUGUGGUGUCUUCUAGUCAUAUGUCCUCGCAGGAUCAUCCCAAGAACCAAUCCUUUGAUACCACUGGAUCCUUCCCACCACAGCCACUGACUCUUAAACCUUCCUUUCUCUCAUCCUGAUAGGCUUGGAAUAGAUGAGUUUAUAGGUUGACACAAUAUAAGGAAUCACAGAAUGCCAAACAAAGUGACAGACAGGCCUUCUCAAAUAGUGACAGUCUUUGGGUUUUCUUUCAGAAGUUUUUCCAUCUUGAUGUCCCAAAUGACUCAUGGUUUAUAAAUAAUUUAGACCCCUUAAGUUUUAGAUCCAUAACCUUUGUCCUUUCUCUUACCUUAAAAGAAUCUCCCCUCACCCAAAUUAUCAGGCCUUGCCAACCAAAAUGGAGGGAUAGCAUGAGAACUAGAUGUGCCUCUUCAUUUUAACUGCUCAUCUAUAAGAAGUUGUCAAGAGCCCAAGUGAAUCUCUUUAGUCUACUAUCAAAAGAACUCUUCUCCCACACACUGGUUACUCAAAAUUAUUUUUCUCAUGAGUCAGGAAACUGUCACACCAGCUGUUCUCCCCUUCCCCUCAAGAGUGCAUGUUCGGUUUUAGGAUUUAAAAAAAUGUUUUCUCUAAGAUGUUAUUUGUUUUUAGUUAUAGGUUCUACCUACCUCUCUGGGACGUGGCCCUGUAUGUCCUAAUCAUUGUAACGAUUUUUUACAACUGUGUCCAAAGAGCUCCUUCAUUACACUGGCCAUCUGAGUCUGAUGUGAAGUCAUUUUUGCCUCAUAAUCAACCACUCCCAUGUUCAGAUUGCUGAGCGUCCAUGUGCAUUUUUCGUGGUAUAGCACGUGAAGUCAGCAGGGACUCCCCUUACCCUUAGGGCAUACUACUGUCAGAACUGCAAGAUGUGAAUGAUGCUCUUAUGGCUUGGAGUAUUUUACUGAAAGAAAUUACUUCUCUACUUACCAAAAUUGUUUGGACCCUUUCUCUUUCAUAUUGGCAGGAAGAAAAAUGAUCCACCCAGUUUUAAGCAUAUUAAAAAAUAGUCGCUAAGGUUCUCUAACAACCAUUUCCCACUCUGUGUUCCCUUAGAUACUCCUAUGACAAUGUGAAUAGUAUGUUAAUAUUGCUGUAAAGUAUUGUAUGAUUUGAA
Molecule: messenger RNA, 5696 nt
Organism: Castor canadensis (American beaver)
Lineage: Eukaryota; Metazoa; Chordata; Mammalia; Rodentia; Castoridae
Gene: Arhgap20
Product: Rho GTPase activating protein 20
Biological process (GO): regulation of Rho protein signal transduction; signal transduction
Molecular function (GO): GTPase activator activity
Source: RefSeq, a predicted model, not a curated record